AAAAUGGCAUCAAAAGUUCAGUGCAACAUGUGUGAUAAGUCCGUUGACUUUUCAGAGUUUCAAUCUCAUUAUGAGAGAUGCUCUGAUUUGCGUAAUAAUGUAGUGUGUGACCUUUGCUCUAAGUCCAUCGACUUAAUAGAGUUUGAUAGUCAUUAUGAAACAUGCUUGGGACCUAGGAAUGCUUUUGAGAUUCUUAUGAUCAAAGGAUCUAAAUCAAGUGAUCUCCAAGAUCCUUUAACGUCAGGUGCUUCCAAACGGCGUCGAUUGGAUACUCCGAUGGAACUAAGGAUUAUUGACUGUUCAAUUUGCGAUGAAAGUUACCCUCCGUCUAGGGAAAGACGACAUAUGAUGUCGGACAAACAUAAGAAUGCAAGAGCAGCUCAACUAGAGGAAAAUGAGAAAAAUGGAAACGUCAUUUAAAUUUCAACGGAGUCGCGAUUUCCUUUAAAAUCAUAUCGUGUUCACUCAAAUAAAAGUGAACAGAUUGAUUUAAAAGAGUUUUUUUAUGAUUGCAAAAAUGAUAUUAUCAAUUUAUUGCGUCACUGCAUGAGUGAGUACAGAUCCAUAAAAUACAAUUUAAAAGUAUAUGGAUUAUACGUUAAAAACACUGAUGAUGAAAGCUUAACAGAAACAAUGAAGCAUUUCAUUACUCCAUACAAACCAAUAUAUGAAAACGAGCUGAUUGAUGAUCAUCUAAAUGAUACAAUAGAAAAUUUGAUAACUCUCAGCAGUGAAUUCCAGGAGAAGGAUUCAGGUUGGGCAAUAAAGUGUUUUAAAUAUUUUUAACUUACCAUGAUAAAACUAGAGCAUAUCGCUGCAAACAGGUUUAUCCAAGCUCCCAAAAAAAUUAAGUCACGAAAUGCACUUAUAAAUGUUAAAAAUGACGAUGAUUUUUGUUUCAAGUGGUGUGUUUUAGCAUCAUUAGCCUAUGGAACACACCUUAAAACUAUAUAUCAAACAGCAGCAUUAAAAAAAAUUUCCCGAGAUAAGUUAACAAUACCAUCAUCCUAUCGAUGCGGAAACAUACGGCAAGACAUCAUUUAUUAUGAAGGAGUAAGAUUAAAUUUUUCCGGAAUUGAGUUUCCAAUAACAAGCAAAGGAAUCAAGCGAUUCGAAUCAGCAAAUGAGGAUUUUAGCAUCAAUGUUUAUGAAGUCGAUGAGAAUGGAAAAAACGUUGUGGGACCCACAGUGAGGACUAAGAAAAUUCGGACUCACCACAUAAACUUGCUUGGAAUUAAUAGUGAUAAUAUGCAAAUGAUGCGUUAUGCAUAUAUAACGUGCAUGAGAAAAUUAUGUUAUUCACAACAUAGUAAAUCCCAUAAUACGGCAUAUUUUUGCGAGAACUGCUUGCAAUUUUAUAGUACAACAAAUACUAUACAUGACACUAAAGAGUGUGGAAAAGUUGCUGCUUUGUAUCCUGAACCUAAUACCAAAACUGUAUUCAAAAGUUUUUCUAAAAAACUAUCUCCACCAGUAGUAAUUUAUGCUGACAUCGAAGCAGUUUUGGAAAAUUACGAUAUAAAUCUUAAUGAUCCAUCAAAAUCAUCAACUACUAUGGCACAGAGGCAUACAGCAUGUGCAGCAUCAUUUUAUAUUGUACAUAAAUACAAUGAACAUCUAAAUGAGAUGUGGACAUACGAAGGACCGGAUUGUAUCCAAAAAUUUUGUCAAGCACUUAGGAUGAAAACCGAUGGACUUUAUGAGAAGUAUUGGAAGUCUUAUAAAAAACCAAUCUACCAGUUUAACAUUUAGGAUGAGGAUAACCAGGAACACGGCGUUUGCUAUGCCUGCGAGAAACAAAUUUCUGAUGAUGAUCGAGAAAAAUUCUUUGAUCAGUUUACAGGUCAAUAUGUAGGUCCUAUUCAUAAGGUGUGUAAACAGACAGAUUAAAUGAAUUUGACUUCAAAAUGAAAUUCUUACCAGGAAAGGAGAACCAUGUAGCCGAUGCACUAUCAAGAGUAAAGAUUAACGAAAACCUACUUGGGGAAACCAUUAAUAGUGAUUUUGCAAUGGUCCAUAGCGCGCAAGAAGAUAAUGCAAAUUACAUUCCACUUACAGAGCGACCAAUCAAUUACUAUAAUAGGCAAAUAGAACUGAUUAAAGGUAAUGAGGAUAAGGUAGAAACAUCCCACAAUUUCCACAAGAUACUGAUAAAAAUCACAUAUACUGAAAUGACAGAGUCAUUAGCAAAAGAUAUAAUAAAGGAAUAUGUGUAAACCAAAAACAGUGCAUUAUAUUUCCAUAGUGAAAUAGACUUCCCACUGUUCCAAAGGGCAUUCCUAAAAAUAAUCAGUCCCAAUCACUUGAUGUGAAAAUGUGAAAAUCGAAAUCACUACCAGUAAAAACGGAGUUUCUGAUGAAGAACGGCUACAUAAAACGAUCAAUGACAAAUUAAGAAUUAUUUCAAGCGAGGAUAACAUAGAGAACAAGCUCACAAAAUUCGAGUUAAUUCUAUACACUUAUAAUCAUAAAUCGGUUCAUAAUACUACAAAAAGAUCCCCAGCUGAUAUCUUCCUGUACGCCGGACUACCAGAUUAUAACACCCAACUGAAUAAGGUUAGGAAGAUCAAUCAUUUAAAUAACGAUAGAAUCGACUUUGAAGUAGACACACGCUACAAGAAUGCACCCCUAGUUAAAACAAAAACAACCAAUCCGUUCAAAAUAACAGGGGAAAUUCGGCAGGUAGACUAUAAAACGAAAUUCAAAAGAAAGAAGAAGUCUAAUAAAAGUAAAUAUGAUAAUUGCAGAGUAACCGAAGAGAGUACUGGGAAUCUGGAGCUACAACAUGAUUAAGAUGAUAAUCUUACUAAUGUUCACCGUCCUACAGUCUACCGGAUAGAAUAUAGAGAUAGAUCCCAUCAACUCAAGGAAUAAAUAUCUCAUUUUCAAAACAGAUACCAUUAACAUACCCAUUAAUUAUGAAUAUCAUUAUUUAACAAUUAAUAUAACAAGAACAGAUGAAACAUAUCAGAGUUUACUAGACCAGGCAACCCAAUUUAAUAACGUAAUCCAAGUUCAAUAUUUAGUCGAGACAUUGCAACGUGAAUUCAACGGCAUAAAAAUAGCCAAAAGAAACAAAAGAGGCCUUUAAAUGCAGUAGGCACAAUUUAUAAAUAUCUAUUUGGAACGUUAGAUCAUAAAGAUGAUAAAGUCGAACUAGAAGGGAAAAUAGACAAUCUGGCUAGCCACAGUGUUCAAGCUAACGAAUUAAACUUAAAAUUUCAAGCAGUAAA
Messenger RNA from Drosophila pseudoobscura, 3233 nucleotides. RefSeq lists its product as uncharacterized. The record is from RefSeq and is a predicted model, not a curated record. The coding region runs from base 793 to 1752 and encodes 319 amino acids. Lineage: Eukaryota; Metazoa; Arthropoda; Insecta; Diptera; Drosophilidae. The transcript has 2 exons.